AUGAUGGUUCCUUACAGUGUAGCAUUUAAUCAUAAGGAUCAAUUUGGCGCAGCUCAGAGAUGGGAGAAGAUGAGCUGGCUCGUCAUUGACAGCAUGGUCGAUGUUAUCUUCAUUGCUGAUGUCGUUAUUAAUUUCAUGACUUCCAUUGUCUCCAGCAGUGGGGAAGUUAUUAUGGACCCAAAGAUCAUCCGCAUGAACUACGUCUCAAAUUGGUUCUCAUUGGAUUUACUUUCCUGUCUGCCUUACGAUCUCAUUAAUUAUAUCAUCUCGGGCGAGGACGACGAGCCAGGAACUACUGAUGGAGGAAUUACGUCUCUUUUCUCGGCUUUGAAAGUGGCGCGACUUUUGAGAGUGGCAAGAGUUGCUCGAAAACUGGACCAUUUUGCCGAGUACUCAGGAACUGGGCUCCACCCGUUUUUGGAAAAUUAA
Messenger RNA from Oikopleura dioica, 429 nucleotides. The record is from the annotation of a GenBank genome assembly. Lineage: Eukaryota; Metazoa; Chordata; Appendicularia; Copelata; Oikopleuridae.